Molecule: messenger RNA, 1488 nt
Organism: Colletotrichum siamense
Lineage: Eukaryota; Fungi; Ascomycota; Sordariomycetes; Glomerellales; Glomerellaceae
Exons: 6
Coding region: 1-1488 (495 amino acids)
Cellular component (GO): cytoplasm
Molecular function (GO): oxidoreductase activity
Source: RefSeq, a predicted model, not a curated record
AUGGUUCUCCCGAUCAGCAACCCAACAAAGUCCUACUGGAUCGAGGGGGCUGAGUCCCCCCUCCGCAACUUUCGUUCGACCGAGGAGCUGCCCAAGGAAGUCGAUGUGGUAAUUGUUGGCAGUGGUUAUGCCGGUGCGACGACCGCGUACUGGCUUCAAAAGUUCACGGAAAAUGCGCCGCAAAAGCCCAAGAUGCUCAUGCUGGAGGCGCGCGACAUUUGCGGCUCAUCAACAGGCCGCAACGGCGGACAGCUGAGGCCUCACGCCUACUCACGCUACAAGCCGUGGUCCGUCCGUUUUGGCCCCAAGGUUGGAAUGGAGCUCAUCAAGCAUGAGAUGGCGCAUCUCCCCGCAUUCAAAGAGCUCGCAGCCGCAGAAGGCAUCGCUGAGGAGAUCUGCCUGAAGUUCGGCGAGACCUUUGACGCGGCCAUGACGGACGAGGCAUGGGAGCGUCUGAAGGGCAACUACGAGGCCAUGAAGAAGGACCAUGGAGAGGGUGACGAUGUGGUCAAGGUCUGCAGGCUGAUUGAGGAUCCGAAAGCCGCGGAGGAGUUCACACAGAUGAAGUCUUGCGUGGGCGCGGUGGUGCAUCCCGCCGGUCAAGUAUGGCCGUACAAAUUCGUCCACGCCUUGCUCAGGAAAGUCCUUGAGACGGGCAACCUGAACCUCCAAGCACACACACCCGCCGAUAGCGUUUCUGAAAAGGAUGCCGACGGCUGGGUGACUGUGAAGACCCCAAGGGGCGAUGUUAAAGCAAAGGCUGUAGUGCACGCCACCAACAGAUGGGCCUCGCACCUUCUGCCUAAUUUCAGCAAUCUGAUCUUUGAAGACCGAUGCACCAUCGCGUCUUUGAAGGCUCCGGAAGGCUUCAUCAAGCAUACUGGUGCUCAGCACUGGGAUAGCAACGUUAACAACUACCAUCUUCAACUCCCACCGCCAUACAACAACAUUAUCAUCGGCGGCGCGAGGCAACUUCUCUGCCAUUACCCGGACAAGUGCAUUCUCAACGACGAGGAAGACCAGCAAUUUGAGGGUGCCCCCGAGUUUUACGAGACGUGGCCAUCAUCAGACAUUGUUGGCUGGGAGGGUGGAGAAAAGGCAGAAUUUGCCAAGCCUGUUAACGAGGGCGGCUGCUGGUCCGGUGUUGACUCCUCGAGCAUUGACGGAUUCCCCUUUGUCGGGGCUAUCCCCAAACAAGACGGACAUUUCGUCACAGCGGGAUUCUCAGGCCACGGCAUGCCCAGAAUUCUGGGCUCUACCGCUCAUCUCACCCCUCUCAUACUCGACGCCUUGGCUGUCAAGUACACCGUCCCAUCGAUAGUCGCACCGUUCCCUCCCUUGCCGAGUCCCUUCUUUGCCACUGCUGAGCGGAUUGAGAAGUUGCAAAAGGUUGAUGCCGCGCCGAAAUGGGAGGAGGAGAGAAAGAGCAGUUUGGAAAGCGCGAAAAAGCCGUUCUGCAACGACGCUCGCAGCCGCCCGAGACUGUAG